CCCCGGCGUGCGGGCGCCCGCCUCCCUCCUUCGCGGACUGUCUCCCGACUCCCCGGCUGAGAGCCCUUUUUGACUGCAAGCGGCGGUAGCGGAGCAGAGGCGGCGGCGCGGGACCUGCAGUCGCCCGGGAUUCCCUCCAGGUGACGAUGCUCUGGUUCUCCGGCGUCAGGGCUCUGGCUGAGCGUCCCUGCCGGCGCUCGCCCGGGAUUACCUGCUGCGUCUUGCUGCUGCUCAAUUGCUCGGGGGUCCCCAUGUCUCUGGCUUCCUCCUUCUUGACAGGUUCUGUUGCAAAAUGUGAAAAUGAAGGUGAAGUCCUCCAGAUUCCAUUUAUCACGGACAACCCUUGUAUAAUGUGUGUCUGCUUGAACAAGGAAGUGACCUGCAGGAGAGAGAAGUGCCCGGCGCUGUCCAGAGACUGCGCCCUGGCUAUCAAGCAGAGGGGAGCCUGUUGCGAGCGGUGCAAAGGUUGCACCUAUGAAGGGAAUACCUAUAACAGCUCGUUCACGUGGCAGAGUCCUGCAGAACCCUGUGUCCUGCACCAGUGCCAGGAAGGCGUGGUCACAGUGUCUGAGGUGCGGUGUGUUGUUCAUUGUAAAAACCCUUCCAGGCAUCUGGGGACCUGCUGCCCUGUGUGUCCAGGCUGUAUGUUCGAGGGUGUGCAGUACCGAGAAGGGGAGGAAUUUCAGCCAGAAGGAAACAAGUGCACCAGGUGUUCCUGUGUUGGAGGCAGGACACAGUGCAUGAGAGAAGUCUGCCCCAUUCUCUCCUGUCCUCAGCACCUUAGCCACAUUCCCCCAGGACAGUGCUGCCCCAGAUGUUUCGGUCAGAGGAAAGUGUUUGACCUCCCGUUUGGAAGUUGCCUCUUCCGCAGUGAUGUUUAUGACAACGGAUCCUCAUUUCUCUAUGAUAACUGCACCACAUGCACCUGCAGGGACUCUACAGUAGUAUGUAAGAAGAAGUGUUCCCACCCCAGUGGCUGUGACAAAGGCCAGGAGGCCUGUUGUGAGGAGUGCCUCCUUCGAGUGCCCCCAGACGACAUCAAAGUAUGCAAGUUUGGCAACAAGAUUUUCCGGGAUGGAGAGAUGUGGUCCUCUGUUAACUGCACCAUCUGUGCUUGUGUGAAAGGCAAGAUGGAGUGCCGCAAGAAGCAGUGCAUUCCCAUCAGCAGCUGCCCUCAGCCUCCAAUACUGAAGAUUAUGAUUAGCCCAGGGAUCAAGGCCACAGCUUGGAGCGGCAAAGGUUUGGAAAUAUCCUGGGAUGGAGACAGUUUUGUGGAAGUCAUGGCUGCCCCCCAUCUCAAGGGCAGACUCUGUGGUCUUUGUGGCAACUACAAUGGACAUAAGCGUGAUGACUUAAUUGGUGGAGAUGGAAACUUCAAGUUUGAUGUGGAUGACUUUGCCGAGUCCUGGAGGGUGGAGUCCAAUGAGUUCUGCAAUAGACCCCAGAGAAAACCAGUGCCUGAACUCUGUCAAGGAACAGUGAAGGUAAAGCUCCGAGCCCAUCGGGAAUGCCAGAAACUCAAAUCCUGGGAGUUUCAGGCCUGCCAUUCAACUGUCGACUAUGCCACUUUCUACCGGUCCUGCGUGACAGACAUGUGUGAAUGUCCAGUCCAUAAAAACUGUUACUGUGAGUCAUUCCUGGCAUAUACCAGGGCCUGCCAAAGAGAGGGUGUCAGCGUCCACUGGGAGCCUCAGCAGAGCUGUGCAGCCACCCAGUGUAAGCACGGUGCUGUGUAUGAUACCUGUGGCCCCGGAUGUGCCAAGACCUGUGACAACUGGAAUGAGAUUGGUCCAUGCAAUAAGCCAUGUGUUGCAGGUUGCCACUGUCCAGCAAACUUGGUCCUGCACAAGGGAAGGUGCAUCAAGCCAGUCCUUUGUCCUCAGCGGUGACCUUUAUUCUGCUCCUUAAGACUUUGAAACCUGGUGUCCUUGAUACGGAAGUGGAAGAGCCAAUGAAGGACUGCAGUAUUUGUGUGCUGAUUCUGCAAACACACACACACACAAAGUAUAUAUGUGUACAUAUAUAGAUACAUAGAUAUAUUCAGAAACAUUUCAUCAUUUAUAUAAACUAUAGGUGGAUUAUUAUAUGUAUAUUUUUUGCUAUAAGACAUGUAUGGUUUCUAGGAUCCUAAUCUGUAUUCCACUGGGUACAUUGUAUAAAUAAACCAGGUGUUUUUAAUUUAAUAAGGCAGCAUGCAGACAUAUUGGAUGGCUUUAACAUCACAUACAUUUGUCAUUCUUAGAGAAGUUUUCUAAGAAACCUGAAUUGCCUGCCUGCUUUAAUUUUAGCUUUGAAUCAGGAUUUGCAGUUGAGUGGGAAAUGUGCUUCUCUGGAGAAGAGCAACUUUGUCUAGGGGUAUUUCAUGCUUCCAAAGAAAGGAAUGUAUGCCCGACAGAGAUGGCUGGUGAUUGGUGACAGUCCCUAAUGGUGCAUGUAAAGCAAGGGAUAGACUGUUAGACUUCAUGGGUCAUGGUCCAGUAGUAUUUCCAAAACUAAUCGGCUAGUUGCCAAGAAAUAUAUACUUGUCACUAGAGCACAACCAUAGAAUCAAAUGAUUUCUUGCCGUCUUUGAAUAUUCCUUGAAUCUCCUAAUUAUAUAUGUGUGUAUGAUGGAUUUGCCCAUUUAUAUGUCACAUGUUGAUAUUACAGAGUGUCUGGUGACAUGUUAGUUUUAUUGAGCAUGAGUAGAUCUUUGGAGAAACUGUUGCACCACAUAUGAAGAAUAUCCAUUUCUCUGAAUUUCAGACCAAUUUAAGAUGGGCAAAUCCAAGAUGUAAGCCAUCUACAUUUUGUGACUAUUCCAUGUAUAAAAUGAAAGCCUUUAAUUAUUUCUGGAGGAUUCCUAUUGACUGUUAAUAUGUCAUAAUGAUUAGACAGAAAGAAAGUUCUUACUGAACAGUUGCUUUAACAUCACUCCAAAGAAAGACCUAUGUAUUUGCUCUAAUUUACUGAUAGGUUGCUACUAGUCACAAUGUAAUUUUCCUGACUUUUGUUGUCAGUUGAAUAAAUGAAAAUGUCAAGAAAACAAAACCCACUGAUGUCUAAACAUAAAAUGUUCUGCAUUGUAGUAAAUAA
Manis javanica (Malayan pangolin) is the source of this 3075-nucleotide messenger RNA. The record is from RefSeq and is a predicted model, not a curated record. Lineage: Eukaryota; Metazoa; Chordata; Mammalia; Pholidota; Manidae.